Nanorana parkeri is the source of this 627-nucleotide messenger RNA. Its product is annotated as meiotic recombination protein DMC1/LIM15 homolog. NCBI's taxonomy places the organism in Eukaryota, Metazoa, Chordata, Amphibia, Anura, Dicroglossidae. Gene Ontology annotation, cellular component: condensed nuclear chromosome. Gene Ontology annotation, biological process: reciprocal meiotic recombination; mitotic recombination; DNA strand invasion. The record is from RefSeq and is a predicted model, not a curated record. Bases 1 to 627 code for a protein of 208 amino acids. The transcript is spliced from 8 exons. Gene Ontology annotation, molecular function: ATP-dependent DNA damage sensor activity; single-stranded DNA binding; ATP binding.
AUGAAGUGCCUCAUGCGCUACUUUUUGCAGAUCGCACUGGACCGGAACACAGGCACUAAAUUCAGAACUGGAAAAACCCAGCUGUCUCAUACACUGUGUGUAACUGCACAACUUUCUGGACAUAAUGGAUAUUCUGGAGGAAAGGUGAUAUUUGUGGAUACAGAAAACACAUUCCGACCAGAUCGUCUCCGAGAUAUAGCCGACCGAUUUGGUGUGGAUCAUGACGCAAUGCUAGACAAUGUUUUAUAUGCCCGAGCGUACACAAGUGAACACCAGAUGGAGCUUUUGGAUUAUGUAGCAGCUAAAUUCCAUGAAGAAGCUGGUGUUUUUAAGCUUUUGAUUAUUGAUUCCAUCAUGGCUCUUUUUCGAGUGGAUUUCAGUGGUCGAGGUGAGUUAGCUGAGAGGCAGCAGAAACUAGCUCAGAUGCUGUCUAGGCUUCAGAAAAUCUCAGAAGAAUACAAUGUUGCUGUGUUUAUCACUAAUCAAAUGACUGCUGACCCUGGGGCAACAAUGACGAACCCCCCCUCUCUUUCAUACGACCUGAUCUUGCAGUCCCUCUGCUCCGUUCCUCCAGUUCUCUUCUCUGGCCAGGUCAGGUCCCGUCCGCACGAUCCUCUCACUCGUUAA